Prorocentrum cordatum is the source of this 1125-nucleotide messenger RNA. The record is from the annotation of a GenBank genome assembly. Lineage: Eukaryota; Dinophyceae; Prorocentrales; Prorocentraceae.
CAUGUAUGGGCAGCCGCAGCCGCAGAUGAUGGGGGCCCCGGUGCAGUCGAUGCAGUGUGGCGCCUGCCAGCAGGUCUUUGGCAUCACGCCUGGGCCAGCGCAGUUCCAGUGCCCCUUCUGCCAGGCGGUCAACGUGGCCCCGCCGCCCCAGGGGGUGCCGAUGGGCACGCCAAUGGGCGACGGCGUGCCCCAGCAGCAGAUGAUGACCUCCCCCAUGCAGCAGCACAGAUGUGGGGCGGUCCCCCGCAGCAGCAGAUGAUGGCCGCACCCAUGCAGUUGAUGCAGGUGGACCCCUUCAUGAUGUUGAGUUCACUCCAGCAAGUGAAGAUAGAGGAGAAGAUGAACAUGAUGGAGACAGCGGCGGGGCUGAUGGGCGAAUUGAUGGGCGUGGACAUGGAGCUGGAAAUGGCGAACAAGUACGUUGUGCAGACGAUGCAGGGGCAUAACCUGUUUUUUGCUGUGGAGCAGACAGAUUUCUGCAACCGCCAGUGCGGCGGCGACUGUCGCGGAAUCGAUAUCGAUGUCGUUGUUUUGGGGCAAGAUCCCAAAGCUACGCAGGCGGCAGAAAAUCAGUUCGAUUGGAGUUUCAAUCCUUUCGGAAAGGUUGACCUCUCCAAUUCGCAGAAGUUCUUCCACAUGCACAAAGACUGUCAGUGCACCUGCUGCUGUUUCAAUAGGCCUAUUAUCGAUGUCGUCAGUGCGGUCACCGGCCAAACCUUGGGUAGGAUCAGAGACCCUUGGGCAUGCUGUGACAUGACGUUUGAACUCAUGGACGCGAACGGUGAGCCAACGUUAACAGCAAAAGGAGGAUGCUGCCAGCUCGGCUUGAUCUGCCCUUGUCCGUGCGGGCCAUGCAGGGAAGUGAAGUUCACUGUGAACGAUGCUAAGAGUGGUGAGGAGGUGGCUUCCCUGAAGAAGAUCGUGCCGGAUUGCCUCAAAUUCAUUGCAGCGGACGACGUCGACAAUUAUGAAGUCGAGUUUGGUCAAAUCCAGAAUCCCGAAUGGAAAGCGAUGCUCAUUGCCCUAAGCCUUUUCAUUGAUUUCAGGUAUUUCAACACACGGAGUGACAAGAAUGACGGAGCUUCGGAUGGUGUUUUCGGUGGCGAUGACGGUGGUUGGCAGUAG